AUGGAAAUCCUCCCAGUUGUGCUCUUUGUAGCUUUUAUUCUCUUCUUAGUUCUAUCAUGGAGCUACAGAUCUUUCAAAAACCUCCCCCCAGGCCCAUGGGGACUGCCGCUGAUCGGCCACCUUCAUUUACUGGCAGGAAAGCCCCCACAUAGGAGUUUACAAUCUAUCUCCAGAAAGUAUGGCCCCAUUGUGUUCUUGAAGAUGGGAAUGAUGCCCACUGUGGUUAUCUCUAGCCAGAAGAUAAUCAAGGAAGUAUUUACCACACACGACAUAAAGUUUGGUUCCAGGCCAUACAUGGUUUUAGGCGACCACUUCAGCUAUAACUAUUCGGGACUUGGAACUUCUCCAUAUGGGAAGUACUGGAAAGACACUCGCAAGCUGUGUUCCAUGGAGCUCUUCACAGCCAAGUCCAUCGAUUCAUUUGCGUGGAUGAGAAAAGAGGAGCUCUCCCAUGCCUUGGGAGAGAUCUUAAAGUCUUUCAGCAACAGCAAGCCCGUGGAAAUAAGAUCGCUGUUCUCCAUUUUUGCUUUCAACAAUAUGUCCAGGAUUUUGAUGAGCAAGAGGUACUUUGGUGAAGACGAAGUCGACUCCGACGCUUUAGAAUUCAAAGAGAUUCUGCUCUCCAUUGUCGACCUGGUGAUCAAUCCCUCGUGCAUUAGCACCCUCGUACCGUGGUAUUUAAGAUGGCUGGACUGGCAGAUCCCUCGGUACAAGCAAAUCCAUGCGAAACAAGAGAAGUUCUUGCGAAAGAUCAUUGACGAGCACAAGGAAACGACACGGGAAUGCAAGGACUUCCUUGAUAUCAUGCUUGAGUUCUACGGAAAUAAUGCCCAGGGAGAAACACACGUUAAAGCAAAUCUGUUGGAGAUGCUUAUGGCUGGGACUGAUGCUACUGCUACCACAAGCGAAUGGAUCAUGGCCUUGGUGAUGCAUAAUCCUCGGGUUUUGAUCAAGCUCCGGGAGGAGCUUGACCGAGUCGUAGGCAGUGACCAGAUGGUCCAAGAAUCCGACCUCCCAAAGCUCGACUAUCUCCAGCUUGUUCUCAAGGAGACACUUAGGAUGUAUCCUCCAGGAACGCUCCUUUUCCCACGCAUGGCCACCCAGGAAGCCACAAUUGCCGGUUAUACCGUUCCAAAGGGAACCACUCUCCUGGUGAAUGUUUGGGCUGUGCAUAUGGAUUCGGCAGUGUGGGAGAAUCCCACCCAGUUUUACCCAGAGCGCUUCUUGGGGAGCUCCAUCGAUUUCAAAGGCCAAAACUUUGAGCUCCUCCCGUUUGGAUCCGGUCGUAGAAUGUGUCCUGGAAUGCCAUUGGGAUUGCGAACAGUGGAGCUGCUGGUGGCCAAUCUCAUUCACUGCUUUGAUUGGAGCUUUGUGCCAGGGACAAUACCAUCCAUAGAGGAGGUUUACAAUGGCUCUUGCUACCUCAAGACUCCGCUGCAAGCCAUGGCCACUCCAAGGCUGCCGAUGGAAGUCUAUGGCAACUAGGGGUCAGCUGAGAUCAAGUAAAACAAUAAAGGGAAAGUUUUUUUAUAUUAGGUUUAUAAUUAAAAAUCAAUAAGA
Selaginella moellendorffii is the source of this 1560-nucleotide messenger RNA. Its product is annotated as flavonoid 3'-monooxygenase-like. Gene Ontology annotation, molecular function: oxidoreductase activity, acting on paired donors, with incorporation or reduction of molecular oxygen; monooxygenase activity; heme binding. Lineage: Eukaryota; Viridiplantae; Streptophyta; Lycopodiopsida; Selaginellales; Selaginellaceae. The record is from RefSeq and is a predicted model, not a curated record. The coding region runs from base 1 to 1485 and encodes 494 amino acids. The transcript is spliced from 2 exons.